Leucoraja erinaceus (little skate) is the source of this 2129-nucleotide messenger RNA. It is a transcript of the gene fut7, whose product is annotated as fucosyltransferase 7. Gene Ontology annotation, molecular function: alpha-(1->3)-fucosyltransferase activity. NCBI's taxonomy places the organism in Eukaryota, Metazoa, Chordata, Chondrichthyes, Rajiformes, Rajidae. The transcript has a single exon. Gene Ontology annotation, cellular component: membrane. The record is from RefSeq and is a predicted model, not a curated record. The coding region runs from base 199 to 1221 and encodes 340 amino acids.
GUGGGUGAACUGUGUGCACCCACACCCACAGAGCUGUUUCCUCUCUCGAGCUCAGAUGUUGAGAGAGGCAUUGGCACCUUCAAAGGCUGUGUGGCGCGCAGCAAGGUGACUAACCACUGUCUCCUUGUGUUCCUGCAGACACAGCUCACAAGUGGCUCCACUUCAUCGUUGGUUACCCAGCCGUUGAUUGCCCAGCCGAUGCAAACAAACAGGAGGAGGGUGGCGAUGCUGGCCCUUGCCUUGGUGGUAGCGGUCUUCGUUGUCUACCCCGGCAACUACGCUGGGCCCACGGGACAACAAGCCAGGUCGGGCAGGGACCCGCUGGUGGUGUUGGUCUGGAAUUGGCCAUUCUUCAUGAACUCCACCGCGGAGGCCAACGUGUGCCAGGAUCUGUACGUCAUGGACAACUGUGUCCUCACCUGCAACAAGGCUGCGUUCAGCCGGGCAGGUGUGGUCGUGUUCCACCACCAUGAGCUCCAGAGCAACAUUUCCAGCCUGCCGCAUGGAGCUAGACCUCCCCACCAGAAGUGGAUCUGGGUGUCCCUGGAAUCCCCGUCCAACACGAGAAACCUUCGCCAACUCAACGGCCUCUUCAACUGGACAAUGACCUACCGGGAAGAUUCGGACAUCUUCAUCCCUUACGGCAGCCUGGUUAGUAGACGCCAACACGACAACUUUACCAUCCCAGAGAAAUCUCGCCUCGCAACCUGGAUUAUUAGCAAUUACCACAAAAAGAGCCGCAGGGCAGAAGUGUAUUUCAACCUGAGCAAGCAUAUGCAAAUCGACAUCUUUGGGAAAUCAGUCAAAAAGUCCCUGAACAAGACACUUCUGCUGCCAACAAUCUCGAAAUACGCCUUUUACCUGGCAUUCGAGAACUCCAUCCACAAAGACUACAUCACCGAGAAGUUGUGGAGAAAUUCUUUCAUGGCCGGGUCGGUCCCUGUGGUCCUUGGUCCUCCCAGGGCCAACUAUGAAAGGUUUGUCCCUGCAGAUUCCUUCAUUCACGUCGACGACUUCACUUCUGAGAAGAAACUGGCCGAGUUCCUCAAGGAGCUGUGGCGGGACAGGACUCGCUACGAGCAAUACUUCAACUGGAGGAAGCAAUACACAGUUCAGAUGCACACAAAUUGGACAGAGAGGUUUCGUACAAUUUGUUCCAAGUGGAACAGCCUUCCUCAAACUAAAACCUACGAUAAUUUGUACAACUGGUUUCAUGAAUAAGGAUUAUUUUUAAUAUACCUCAAUUUAGUUUGUUUGUUUAAAUGUGUGUUUUAUUAAUGAUAAAUGUGAAAUAAAAUGGGAUUAGAAUCAUAGAAUAUUACUCUUCUGAAAUGUCUUGUUGGUUUUGAUAUUUUAUUACCCACUGUAGUUUUUGUUUUGCAUUAGGUAGACUUUGGUAGAGUUACUAAUAAAGGGUAGAAAAUAUAUAUAACCAUAUAAUAUAACUAUUACAGCACAGAAACAGGCCAUCUCGACCCUUCUAGUCCGUGCCGAACACGUAUUCUCCCCUAGUCCCAUCUACCUGCGCUCAGACCAUAACCCUCCAUUCCUUUCCCGUCCAUAUAACUAUCCAAUUUAUUUUUAAAUGACAAAAACGAACCUGUCUCCACCACCUUCACUGGAAGAUCAUUCCACACAGCCACCACUCUCUGAAAUAUACCUGAAAAGAAGAUAGUAGUUGUGUAAAUUGGUGUAAGUAGUUAACUCUUUCGAAGAUAUAGAUAGGACAGGUUUGUAGAGAUAUGGCAGGUGGGACUAGUGUAGCUGGGGCAUGUUGGCCGGUGUGGGCAAGUUGGGCCAAAGGGCCUGUUUCCAUGCAAUAUCACUCUAUGACUAUCCCAGUCUACAUGUCUCUCAGUGAUGAUAUCCAACAGCCUCCACCACCUCUGGCAGCUCAUCCCAUCCAUUAAUAAUUCUCGGUGUAAAAUAAAAAUUCCCUUCAAAUCCACUUCAAUACUUACCUUAAACCCACACUCUCGUUUUUGAUGCUCCUACCAUGCACAGAAGCUUUGACUCACUGCCCUUGCUGUGUCACAGAAAAUCUAGUGUGAAAACAGGCCCUUCGGCCCAAUUAGCCCAUGCUGUCCAUGAUCCCACACUAGUCCCACCUGGCAUGAAUUGAAUACAUU